Molecule: messenger RNA, 4304 nt
Organism: Mizuhopecten yessoensis (Yesso scallop)
Lineage: Eukaryota; Metazoa; Mollusca; Bivalvia; Pectinida; Pectinidae
Product: zinc finger protein 629-like
Exons: 8
Coding region: 431-2155 (574 amino acids)
Biological process (GO): regulation of transcription by RNA polymerase II
Molecular function (GO): RNA polymerase II cis-regulatory region sequence-specific DNA binding; DNA-binding transcription factor activity
Source: RefSeq, a predicted model, not a curated record
GGGUAGUUAGUAAGUGACCACUGCUGUAAUAAUCGCUGUCCGGAGGCUAGCGACUGACUAACAUUGACCACCUGAGAGAAAGUGUUCCAGAAAAGAAAACUUUAAUUUGGAUGUUACUUGCUUCAUUGCACUCAGAUACUAAAAAGAAAGUUUGCGACUUUAGCCAUUUCAAUUUGGAAUUUAAUGGACUGAGGAAGAAAAUCAAACGCGGUGACUUCUGAGAAACAGUUGUAAUCUACUUCCAGACUUUAGUAUAUAUAUUAGUUUAGAAAGUUUUAAAAAUAAUUUGGUUGCGGCUUAAAUCGCCCUUCCAAAAGCUUUUGAAAGAACUGAGAGAAAAGAUGUGUUAUCAGAUUUUAAACACAUUAUUUUCUCGUCGCAAUUAAGUUUUUCACAAAUUUUAAGUACUAAAAUACAAGUAACAGUAAAAAUGGAUGCCUGUGUAUUAAUUCCGGAAGAGUUCGGUCUGGUCCUGACUCUGCAUCCGAACCCACAAAAUGUGCUGGAGAUGUUCGUCGAUAUCUGGAGUAAUGUACACAUACCCUCGGGAACCGUAUUCCGUCCGGACCAGGGGACCGUCCGACUUGACAAGUUAGAAGUCUAUUCCAAGCUCGAGGCCUGUAAUGUACGAUACAAGUUUGGCUGUUACGAUGAAAUCAUCGAUGUCGAGGAAACGUCUGUCCGUCAUUGUAACUGGAUUCGUUUCGUCAAAUCCUCGUCCAAAGUUGAUGACGUUAACUUUGUGGCGGUGAAUAUCAAGGGCGAGCCAGUGUUCCAGGCGGUAAAACACGUGACGCCCAAUGACCCAAUCGUCGUCUUCUUUGAUGCAGAAGAGGAAUCCCCGAAACCGAAACCGGAAGCGAUAUCAAGGGAAAUUCCGGUACAGGAACAAUCACCUGAGAUCGCGUCUAAAGAUGACAGUAAGGACUUGAUAUCACCGAUGUCUAUGGAUGCACGUGGGAUGUUCACGUCACCGAUCACACGAGAGGAUGACUGUCGAUCAAGUUUAAGUGACGUCAUGAGUGAGCAGGAGAGCGAUAAAUCAGAUCAGACAAAAAGCGAAUCGGACACAACCACAAAUAGCAGUCCCGAGCAGGGGGCCCUUUUGACGUCACGAGUCGUCAAGAGGAACCGCGAGAGGACGUGGUUACCAUGUGACGUAUGCGGGAAAAAGUUCGACAGACCGUCACUUCUGAAGCGCCAUAUGCGCGUGCACACAGGUGAGAAGCCCCAUGCGUGUGACGUAUGUGGGAAGGCGUUCUCCACGUCCAGUUCCCUCAACACUCACCGGAGAAUACACAGCGGUGAGAAACCACACCAAUGUAAGGUGUGCGGAAAACGUUUCACCGCCAGCUCCAACCUCUACUAUCACCGGAUGACGCACAACAAGGAGAAACCCCACAAGUGUACAUUGUGCUCCAAGUCUUUCCCGACCCCCGGGGACCUUCGAAGUCACAUGUACGUCCACAACGGUUCCUGGCCCUUCAAGUGUGACAUCUGUAACCGUGGCUUCAGUAAACAGACGAACCUAAAGAACCACCAGCUUCUCCACUCAGGAGACAAGCCACACGAAUGCUACCUUUGUGCCAAGAAGUUUGCGCUUCAGUGUAAUCUGAAGACACACAUGAAAACGCAUGAAAACGACACACAAGAUGAAUGUGUACGAUGCGGUAAAGCGUUUCUAGGAUCCAGUACAUCGCCCACUCGACAAUGUUCCGAAUGUGUUACUCUGGAAAAUACAGAAAACAGCCGAAAAGUGCGAAAGCCGUCCUCCGAUUUCAGUAUAUCCCGACUAACGCAAUCAACCCCUAAGCGUUCAUUGGACUCGGAUCCGAGAACUCUUUCUCAAGAUUUCCCAAGAGAACCAUUAGGGAGUCCAUCAUUUGACAGAUCACCGCCUUUCUAUUCACCGAAACUUAUGUCAUUCCCGUUAUCUGCGCACGCAGCAUUGUCGCCGAUCUCACCCCAGAACGUCAUAAUGUCGCCUCGUCAUCGUGGGUUUUCCCCCAUUGUUGUCCGCCAUUCUGGCAUGCUGAGCCCGUCCAAUGAACACAUGAAGAUGUUCGGUAUCCUUGGUGAUCAAAGACAUAGUUACGGAAGUGACGUAAUACCUCAUAGACCAUUCUGGAGCGGAAGUUUGACUCAUGGAUAUUGAAGAUAUAUAUUUUCUGUUAUAUAUAUGACUGUGGACGCAUCUAGUCAGAAUCGGUGAAUCACAUAUGUCAGACAAUGGCAUCGAGAAUGAACUAGUCUUUACGGUGUUGACAUUUUAAUGCACACUUCUGUAUGGAUCGAUUUGUCGAACUAUGACAAUACAACUUGACAAUGUUGUGAGCAUAGCUAUGAUGAUACGCUUGCAAAGAUUUCAUAACAUGUUGUUCGAUUCUUAUAUAUUUCUUAAUUCCUAUUGGAAUUGAAUAUUACUAUGGCUCGAACUAGAAGCUGAGGAUGGUUUAGCUAUUAAUAACAUUAAUAUACUACAGUGUGUCUGAUGUUCGUCAAAACUCUCAGUCUAGAAUACUUAAUAAACAAUGUUACUGAGUAAUUUCCGAUGAUCUCGUAAAUAUCCGAAAUUACUUUUUCUUGGAUUACCUGCGUACUGAGUUUUUAAAUUCACCUCCAGGAGGUACAUCGUCCAUGUGGUAAUUUAGGUAAACCGUAGAGAUUUCCAUUGCUACAUAGGUUUUUUUCUGUGUUAUUUUUGUAUUUUGUGGUCCGUAAUUGUACAUUGUCAUAUAAGUCCCUUGUGUACUGCCAUGGCAAACACGGGAACUGUGCACACUUUAACGCAAAUGUUUGUAAAUAGUUCUUUAUCCGACACGUGCAAUUAUUAUAUAUAACCACGUGAUGCUGACUGUGAUUUGAUCAUUUUGUAUAUAUAUAUACGCUUAAAAUUGUCGAUCAAAAUAAUUUUAUUUGGAUCGGACUACAUUUUUUGAUCUUGUUGAUGAAAUGUUUUCUUUCUGUCUGUUCUUACUGAAGUUUUUCUGUGUCUGUUGUAAAUAUUCCUCUUUCGAUCCGUCCGUUCUUCAUCUGUUUUCUUUUUCUGAGCUUUCUUUCACACUUUCUUUCUAUUUGUUUUUUCCCCCACAACAAUCUCAACACCUCACCAAGCUACAAGUGUCUCCUCCUCGUGCCGGUAACACUACUUUCUGUAUGUUACAGUGUAAUAUACAAGUGCUUGUAAACAGCUGAUGCUGUCCGACAUUUUGAAUCGCCAACCUACGCCAAAGAUUUCUGCAGAGUUUGUAAUGAAGAUGACUUGUCCACUUAUAUAAUGUUACCCUACCACACACAUUACCACGUGACCCUACUAUAUACAUUACCACGUGACCCUACUAUACACAUAUCCAGGUGACCCUACUAUACACAUUACCACGUGACCCUACCACACACAUUACCACGUGACCCUACUAUACACAUUACCACGUGAACCUACUAUACACAUAACUAGGUGACCCUACUAUACCCAUUACCACGUGACCCUACCACACAUACAUUACCACGUGGUCCUACUAUACACAUUACUACGUGACCCUACUACACACAUUUCCUAGUGAUCCUACUAUACACAUUACCUAGUGAUCCUACUAUACACAUUACCACGUGACCCUACCACACACAUUACCACGUGAUCCUACUAUACACAUUACUACGUGACCCUACCACACACAUUUUCUAGUGAUCCUACUAUACACAUUACCUAGUGAUCCUACUAUACACAUUACCACGUGACCCUACCACACACAUUACCAAGUGAUUAUACUAUACACAUUACCACGUGAUCCUACCACACAUACAUUACCACGUGAUUCUACUAUACACAUUACCACGUGACCCUACCACACACAUUACCACGUGACCCUACCACACACAUUACCAUGUGAUUAUACCACACACACAUUACCACGUGAUUCUACUAUAUACAUUACCACGUGACCCUACCACACACAUAUUACCAUGUAACCCUACCACACACACAUUACCAUGUGAUUAUACUAUACACAUUACCACGUGAUCCUACCACACACAUAUUACCACGUGAUUCUAAUAUACACAUGACCACGUGACCCUACCACACACACAUUACCACGUGACCCUAAUACACACAUUACCACGUUGACCACAAUGACUUACAAGUAAACGAACAUGUAGAUUAUUCGAGGAUUCGUGCAAUACCCCUUUUGUUGCAAAGUUGGACUGUUUGUGUAAUGAAAUCCCAAAAGUGUCACUGUUUUAAUUCACUGUGUGUCAUUAACACAUGUGAUAUAUACCAAAGAAAUAAAGUUAUACGUGAACUGUUA